AAGACGUGUCAUGGAGAGUGAGUUAAAGCAGCUCCUUGAGCAGUGUCAAAAGCAAAACUUUAGUUCGGAGCAAAUGUCUAGCAUAUGUGAACCAUUAAUAUGGACAAUGCGGUGGAACAAGUUGAAGCGUUGCUUCCUCCUGGGCUUACCUCUACUGGUGAUUUAUCUCAUUUGGAUCUAUUGUGAUUGCUUUUCUUGGUCAUUGAGUGCAUUGUUUCGACUUUUUCUAAUACAAGUUUUACCCUAUUGGAAUUGGAGUAACUAUUAUAAUGGCAAGUGUUUAAUUGCAAAAGAUUAUCAACCAAGUGAAUCACCAUCCGGAUCAUUUAGAUGGAAUAACUGUGAUCUCUGCUCGAAUUUGGAAGGCAUUUCAACUGUAUCAAAUGUAUCGUAUUCCAUGAUGGAAUCUCAAUUCCUGGAGCUUGGUUUGCCUGUCAUAGUCACAGAUGCUGAAUUGAAACUAAAUCUGAAUGAUCUAAUCAAACGUAUGCAGACAAAGGCCAUCGAUUUGGUUAGCAGUGAGCCCUGUGAUGUCUCCUCGAGUCUCAUGCUGCGUCAGAUAUUUCAUUUGGAGGCAGCCAUCCAGAAAAUACGUCAAGGAUCAGCGCUAACAAAGUGGCACUUACAUUUCCGUAAUUGCCAAAGCAGAGCCGUAAAGACCUCAAGAUUGUUGUUGCCAAGACCAUAUUAUUAUCCCAAGCACUUGGAACCCUACUAUUCCAGUUGGCUAUUGAUGUCCCAUCGCCAGUAUCGUCCACAGCAAGAGAUCUAUGUGAAAGGAUUGAUUUUUAUACAGCAAUUGAGUGGUCACUUUGAGUUUCGUUUGCAACCAAAGGCUCCGUGUGAUGGGAAUGUGUGUCCCAGUCUCAGUCUGCGAUUGAAUGAAGGUGAAGGUUUGGUCUACUAUACGGAGUUGUGGCAUUUGAGUUAUGGUUUAAACAAGCCGGAUAAUCAAGUCACCUCCAUUGCCAGUGUCAUGGAAGUGGAUUGGGAUUUGUAGAUAAAAUUAUGUUUCGAUUAUGAAACUUGAUUCUAUUUUAGACUAAAUAUGUUGAUGAUAUCAGGAGAAAGAAAACGGCACUGAAAAAUGUUGUCUAAUUUGUCGGGAGUAUUAUUUUACCUUUCUGGCCGCUAAGUCUAUCUCUCUUACACACAUUAAGCACUUAUGAAACUUGAAUUUAAAUGUAAGAAACGUUUCAUGGUUGUAAUAUAAACAAUUUUUAACUAAUUGUUGGUUUGCCGAAA
This is a messenger RNA of Drosophila willistoni, 1245 nucleotides long. RefSeq lists its product as uncharacterized. Lineage: Eukaryota; Metazoa; Arthropoda; Insecta; Diptera; Drosophilidae. The record is from RefSeq and is a predicted model, not a curated record. The transcript is spliced from 2 exons. The coding region runs from base 11 to 1000 and encodes 329 amino acids.